AUGGUUCCAGUGUCGCGGCCAGAUGGCCAUCUCAAUCUCAACUACAUCCCAGUUUCUCAGCCAAUGUCAGGGACGUCGACGGGCAGUAACUCUCCAAACGAGUUGGGCGGAAAUCUAGGCAAGUCUCCGUUUGGUACCGCCAAUGGACUGGGGACUACUCCAGGUUCAUUAGGUAGCACACGCAUAGGGGCUGGAUCCCCCUCUCACGAGCUGGGUACUCGCCUGUAUUCGAAACGAGCACGUGAAAUUCAAGCCCAAGAAGGUGUUCCCACAAGCAUCUGGGGACCACCCACGAGCGGCCACUCAACACCGCUGCGUGAAAAUAUUCCUGAAUCUCCCAGUCAGGAUGGAUUUCCCGACCUGAUCCCCUCAGAGCCUACAUUGAGCAGCCCUGCGCGAAGGGCGAGAGCUGGCACUGUACCAUCGCGAUUCCCAGCUGUUGGCACUCUAAACGCAACCUCUCAGGCACCGUCUCUAAUGUCUAAAACGUCAAGGCCUACGCCGUCUACCAGCCCGUUUCGUCCGCCAGGCUUGUCCGGUAUCGAUACCAGCGGAAGAACUGUAACUUCAGGCGCCGGUCCUAACACGACCGUUUUGUCUCGCUUGCGAGCAGGUUCAAUGCCUCAGCGCCCAAACAGCUUCCUAGGAUCCUCGAAUCCAUUCGGACCCUCUGUAUUCUCUACGAGCUGGGCAUCAGGGCGGGAUCGAGCUACAACCUUGACAAGCAUUCGGUCCUCGGAGGGCCCAACUUCUCCUUCCCAAUCAUCAUUCUCAGGCGGCGGUCUCGCCGACAGCGACGUAAAGACCCUAGACUACCUGGGUUUGGCCGAGACUCCACAGCAACACAACUCUACACUUGCCCACUCGUCUGUUGAAGCUUUACUCCAACAGCAGCAACAACAAUCUUCCCUGCCUCCACUUCUCGCGGAACUCGCCAUGAUAAAGAGCAAUAACAGAUUCAGAUCCUACUCGGUCAACGCCAAGGAGAAAUACGCGGAAGAUGAUGAGGAAUACGGCUCUCCUUAUCCCCAAGUGUCAUCAGGCACUCUGACGCCAUCCGCCGCCGCGACCGCCGCUCAGCUCGCUGCUACCCAGGCGCAGAUCCAUCAACACAAUCUUGCUGUCCAGGCUUUUGCCAACCACGCUUCCGCAAGUCGUCCUCGCGCUCGCACUGCAGGUAUUCUUGACACCCCACCACAACGCUCUUCUAUUCGCAACUAUCUCGCAACUCCCUCUCGAUUGGAAAAUAGUAUAAGUGCCGCGGAUCUUGGAAUCGCAGAAGGUGGUGAGUAUGAUGAACUAUCUGAAGCAGUUCAAAUGAUGCAUCUAGGUGGAGCAAAUGGCGCCAAUCCAAACCUUCGUGCUCCGGUGGAAGUCGCAGAUGAGGGUAGUAUCGAAGGCCCAACGAGGGCCUUGUGGAUCGGUAGCAUUCCAGUCUCGACAACAGUCACUUCUUUGGACGCCAUCUUCAGCAUGUACGGCAAAAUUGAGUCAACACGAGUUCUCACCCACAAAAACUGCGGUUUUGUCAAUUUUGAACGCCUCGAGAGCGCUGUUCAGGCGAAGAACUUACUGAAUGGCAAAGAAAUUUUCCCAGGUGCUGGACCGGUACGAAUUGGCUAUGCUAAAGUUCCAGGUGCUUCUGCCUCUGGAACACCUGGUGGCAACGGUACACAUCUCUCGCCAACGCCCGAUCCACAUACCGCUUUGGGAGAGCACGGGGCUAUUGAUGCAUCAAAGCCAGACCGGGUUGGUACAGAUACCCCGCGAGUUCCUCCUUUGACAGACUUGAAACAGGAAAUGGCCGAAAUAGUGAAAGAGUUUGGGGCCACUGAUGCGGACGUCCAAGCGAUCACUGCUAGCGUCCAACGAUCAAUUGCUUUCCAGGCAUUCGACGACGAAAUUCCUGCCGUUCCUGAACCAAGUGCUACGAGGAUGCAUGAUGCGCCAAAACUUCGCGACAUUCGCAAGCGGAUUGACAAUGGUCUUUGCUCCGUGCAGGAAAUUGAGGAAACAGCCAACGGCAUGCUGCCUGAAAUCGCCGAACUCUCAUCAGACUACCUAGGAAACACUGUUAUUCAGAAGUUAUUCGAGUUCUGCUCGGAGCAGACAAAGGAACAGAUGCUACUCCAAAUCUCACCACAUCUUGCUGAGAUUGGUGUUCACAAGAAUGGAACAUGGGCAGCUCAGAAGAUUAUCGAUGUUGCAAAAGCGCCAAGUCAAAUGCAAAUGAUUGUGGAUAGUCUGCGCCCCUACACAGUUCCGCUUUUCCUCGACCAGUACGGCAAUUACGUGCUACAGUGCUGUCUGCGAUUCGGCAGUCCACACAACGACUUUAUCUUCGAGACCAUGCUCAGUAGGAUGUGGGAAGUGUCCCAAGGACGUUUUGGUGCCCGUGCUAUGCGUGCUUGUCUAGAGAGCCACCAUGCUACCAAAGAUCAACAGCGAAUGUUGGCUGCCGCUAUUGCUUUGCACAGCGUUCAGCUUGCUACCAACGCUAAUGGUGCCUUGCUGCUAACCUGGUUUCUCGACACCUGCACCUUCCCUCGUCGAAGGACUGUACUUGCUCCUCGCCUCGUUCCUCACCUGGUACAUCUCUGUACACACAAAGUUGCUUACUUGACUGUCUUGAAAGUCAUUAAUCAGCGGAACGAGCCCGAAGCGCGAGAGAUUGUUUUGAAGGCACUUUUCUUCAGUCCAAACGAUGAAGCUCUUGAGCGCAUUCUUAGUGAUCCCAGCUCGGGCGCCACAUUGAUAUUCAAAGUUCUUACCACACCUUUCUUUGAUGAAUCGAUGCGUUCCGAGGUCGUCAAGAACGUAUCCAAGGUCUUGACCAAGCUGAAAGCGACCCCGAGCCAAGGCUAUAAACGACUUAUGGAUGAAGUCGGGCUGUCUUCUCGAGCAAGUUCUCGUGACCAUCACGCUGCCAGGGAUGGAAGCACUGGCCACGGCACCAAUGGCGAGAAACAGCACCGCCCCACGUCACGCCCGGCUAGCUCCAAUUACCAGAAUCAGCAGCAGGCCGACAGGCAAUUUGGUGCACAAUACUCGACACCCUCGGGUAUUGAAAAUGGCGCCUCAAUAGGCCGACUAGGUGAGCAGCAACCUUACGACUUUGCUUCGAAUGGCAUGGGCGCUACCAACAGCAUGAAUGGCCUUGGUGGCAUGAAUGCUGGGCCAGGCUUCGGUCAGGACAAUGUGCUUUCUGUGCAGCAGCAACAAAUGCAAUAUCAAGCGUACCUUCAAUCCCGUGGCAUGCCCCAAACUGGAAUGUAUCCCGGAAACAUAGGCGGAAACGUCUAUCAGGGAUAUGCUGGGGCCAUGGACAGUAUGAGGGGUCUUCAGGGUGCUGGCGCAAUACCUGGACCGUCUCAAGUGAACACGAACGCUAUUUUAGGGCAGCCUGCCUUUGCACCUCCUCAAUUCAGCCCUGUUCUAAACCCGGCUCAAAUGUACCAAUAUUCACCUCAAUACUACCCCCAGGCCCAAGCCAUCCCGAACCAGGCUGGGGCUGGUCGACGUGGACGCCACUGA
Messenger RNA from Talaromyces marneffei, 3534 nucleotides. RefSeq lists its product as uncharacterized. Lineage: Eukaryota; Fungi; Ascomycota; Eurotiomycetes; Eurotiales; Trichocomaceae. The record is from RefSeq and is a predicted model, not a curated record. The coding region runs from base 1 to 3534 and encodes 1177 amino acids. The transcript has 3 exons. Gene Ontology annotation, molecular function: RNA binding.